Camelina sativa (false flax) is the source of this 1547-nucleotide messenger RNA. The record is from RefSeq and is a predicted model, not a curated record. NCBI's taxonomy places the organism in Eukaryota, Viridiplantae, Streptophyta, Magnoliopsida, Brassicales, Brassicaceae.
GUGAGUUUGUGUUUAUAUAUAAAUAAUCACAUCACUAAGUCUUUGCUUUAACAUUUUAAACCUCUCUCUCUCUAUUCUCUCUUUCUCUACUACUAGUUCAUUUCUCUCUCUCUCUCUCUCUCUCUCUCUAUCUAUCUCCUCUGUUUUUAUUUUCUUGCUCUGUUCCAAUGGAGGAACAAAGCUGGAUAAGAGGACCAAUCAUAGGGCGAGGCUCAACCGCUACUGUCUCACUUGCAAUCAAAAGCUCCGGUGACUUCUUCGCCGUCAAAUCCUCUGAGUUUUCUUCAUCGGAGUUUUUGCAGAGAGAAGAGUCGAUUUUGUCGAAGUUGAGCUCUCCUUACAUAGUCAAGUACAUUGGCUCUAAUGUAACGACUGAGAACGACAACAAGUCGAUGUAUAAUCUCCAGAUGGAGUAUGUUUCCGGCGGGAGUAUUCACGAUUUGAUCAAGAACUCCGGCGGGAAGUUACCGGAGCCGGUGAUUAGAUCCUACACUCGUCAGAUAUUGAAAGGUUUGGUGUAUCUUCACGAACAAGGAAUCGUUCAUUGCGAUGUGAAGAGCCAGAAUGUGAUGAUCGGAGGAGAGACCGCGAAGAUCGUCGAUUUGGGUUGUGCUAAAACGGCGGUGGGAGAGAAUGAGAGUCUUGAGUUUUCCGGUACACCGGCGUUUAUGUCUCCGGAGGUAGCGCGUGGUGAAGAACAGAGUUUUCCAGCUGAUGUGUGGGCUUUGGGGUGUACGGUGAUAGAGAUGGCUACAGGGUCAAGUCCUUGGCCGGAGUUAAACGACGUCGUUGCUGCGAUUUACAAGAUUGGUUUCUCCGGUGAGUCGCCGGUGAUUCCGGUUUGGUUAUCGGAUAAAGGUCAAGACUUUCUGAGGAAUUGUCUGAGGAAAGAUCCAAAACAGAGAUGGAACGUUCAAGAAUUGCUUCAACACCCGUUUCUUGAUGAGGAAGACGACGACGAGGAAGCUUGUAACUGUCUGAGUUCUUCAUCUCCUAGUACUGUGUUGGAUCAAGGUUUUUGGGAUUUAUGUGAAACCUCGAGAAGUAGAUUAGUUAAAAGAGCUGAUCAGGAAGACGUAUUUGUGAAUUCUAUAAACUUCUUAUGGGAUGAUUCUUUAGUACCGGCUGAUCGGAUCAAGAAACUCAGUUCCGGCGAACCGGAGUGGGAAACGAACGGUUGGAUUGAAGUAAGGGGAGAGAUAGAGAAACGUAACGAAGACGAAGAUGAGAAUUGCUUAGAAGCAACGUCAUUGGAGGAAGAAGUGGGAGGAGGAUUUGAUGAGAAUUGGAUCUGGGAUCAAGAAGACAGCUUCUUCUUGGAAUAUUCCCCUGAGAACAACAUUAAUUACUUUUACUCUUUUAAUAACCUCUUUCAAGAAGAUAUCAUUCUAUAUUAUUAUGAUCAUCUUGAUCUUGAAGAUGGUUUUGUUGUACCUAAAGUUAAUGAUGAUAUUAAUAACAAGAUUCAUUUCUUUAGCCCACAUUUACAAGUUCUGCUUGUUUAGAGAUAUUUACUUAUUACAAUCAACCGAUUCGGCGCCGUAUUU